UUUUCUACUUUUUCCCAACUUUCUCUAAACUUUCUAUGAGGAAAAAAUAUAUAAAAAAGGAAAAUCUCAAGGAUUAGAGGCUAUUAAAGAAAAGGCAGCCCAGAAAGACUGAAGGAAAGGAACAAUCAGAAUAAUCAGCUAAUAAUAAGCAAAUGAGCAUAACUUUACCAAUGAAGUUGUUGUUGCCUUUAACAACUCCAACCAGAAUUCCAUCUUCUUCUUAUUACACAUCUUUUCUCUCUUCUGCAAACCCUAGUUUUACUUUCUCCUCUUUUUCUCAUCACUCAUGUACUUUCAGAAGAAACCCACAUUUUUUCUCCAAGAAAAAGUGGAUUUGUGCGCAUACAAGAAGAGAUCAAGAGAUGGAUGGCUAUAGAUAUGAAGAGGAGAAUGCAGUUUGCUUAGUUAGUUCUGAUGAAGAUACUGGGAUGCAGAUUCCUACACAAGUCCAAUCUAUUGUGGAAGGAUCAGGGGCAGUUACGGUUUCAAAGUUGAAACCGGUUCCUGAUGUAGAUUAUUUGCAGGAGCUAUUAGCAAUUCAGCAACAAGGGCCUAGAUCUAUUGGGUUUUUUGGAACUCGGAAUAUGGGAUUUAUGCACCAAGAGCUCAUUGAGAUUCUUAGUUAUGCAUUAGUUAUAACUAAAAACCAUAUUUUCACAUCAGGUGCAUCAGGUACUAAUGCAGCUGUCAUCAGAGGUGCUUUAAGAGCAGAGAAACCAGAGUUGCUUACAGUAAUAUUGCCACAGAGCUUGAAGAAACAACCUCCUGAGAGUCAGGAAUUGUUGGAAAAGCAGAUUCUAUUGAAAAUUCAUGACCAGUUUCUUGUAACCAAAGAGGCUAUGCUGUUAGCUCAUUUUGCUCAAGCUGUAACAUGUUCAGUUCUUAUGUUGAGGGUUACUGAUGGGAUACUGCUGGUCAAUCACUGAAAGUUAUAAAUCGAGCUGCUGUUGGUGUCAUUCUAAAACAGUCUUAUACUGGGUUGAAUUAUUGCACUCUCAGUGGCCAGUGUGGAAUGUGGCUUGUGGCCACAGUUCAUUUCUCGAGUAUUUAGUCUGACUGUUUUUCUCCAGUCCUAGGCUUUUGUAUCGAGCACCAUGUAAUAAAUUAUUAUUGUAUGCAAUAUUGAAAACUUUAGUUCUUUAGGGUCAUUAGUGUUCAAAAUUUUUAUUGGACAAGUUCAUUUUAUGAUAUUGGCUUAGGUGAUGGGGCAUAGAUGCUAAACAAAAUUUUAAGUUGCUUUUGCCCAGAUUUUAUUGCUUUAUAGAAGAUUGUGGCCACCAUGCUCCAAACCCUGGGAGCCAGUGGUUGUAAUGAAGAGUUUCAAUGCCUUCUGUACAGUUAGAUCGUUAAACAUUAUUAAUUGGAUGUUUCAAACAUGUGCUACUGAAGAUCUCAAAUUAAUUGUGAAGGUGAAA
Molecule: messenger RNA, 1415 nt
Organism: Gossypium arboreum
Lineage: Eukaryota; Viridiplantae; Streptophyta; Magnoliopsida; Malvales; Malvaceae
Exons: 5
Coding region: 153-926 (257 amino acids)
Molecular function (GO): S-adenosylmethionine-dependent methyltransferase activity
Source: RefSeq, a predicted model, not a curated record